Molecule: messenger RNA, 2281 nt
Organism: Amoebophrya sp. A25
Lineage: Eukaryota; Dinophyceae; Syndiniales; Amoebophryaceae
Source: the annotation of a GenBank genome assembly
AGUUCCUGCAGGACCGGUUGAUGCUGUAGUUCCUGCAGGACCGGGAGUUGAGACAACAUCUACGUCUGCAGGUGAUGCUGUAGUUCCUGCAGGACCGGGAGUUGAGACAACAUCUACGUCUGCAGGAGCUCCUCCGCCACCUCCACCACCAUCUCAGGCCUGGACAGCGCCUGCAGAAGCAGCGCCUGCAGAAACAGCGCAAAUCGACACUAGUACUGGUACUGCAGAAGAGUUGGAUUUGGUGGAUACAACAACUGCGGAAAAUGCUAACCCAUUCAUCACAACUUCAGCUGGGCCAGCACCAGUCGGAACCACGACAACCACAACCAGCGCUGUACCUGUAGUAAGCCCAACGACAAGCUCAACAACAACCACCACGACCACUACUCCACCACCUCCACCGCCACCAGCAACUACUACGAGUACAAGUGGAAAACCAGCUCCAGUAGCAGAGGAUGAAGACCCUUUUGCCGCCUUUGAUACAUCGUUUGCGGCACCAGACCCGUUGUUGAACCCGGUGGAUCCUUUGAAGGCGACUACGGAUCCUCUGACGAAGGCUGUGGCUGAUCCGUUGAAGUCUUUCUUCAACGCUGACGAUAUCUUCAAGGAUGAGGUUUUGUAAGAACAACUUCUGGCGAGUGGAGUUGUUAAGUAGAAGUAGUCUGUUAAACUGAAUACCUAAAUCAAUACAUAGCAACAACAGGCGCAACAAGUACUUAAUUCGUUCCAAAUCUUAAAAAGGUUAUAACCUAAAACUAUUGAAAAAUCUACCGUAAAUUCACUCGUAUUAAAUUCCUAAUUAUACAACCUCAGAUGCUAAUGCUAACACUUCAUGUCAUCCUGUUCUUUUUUAGCCAACGAACAGCAAAAUUAAAUCUACUUUUCGCAAAGUAAUGUUGUAGUUAUUCGAAAUAUUACCCUUUUUCGAUGCCCUACUGAAACUAAUCGUGGUGACAAUGUUCUCUUUCCUUUUGUCAGUUUACAAGUGUCGAUGUUUGCCGUUUAAUGUAAUAGAAAAUGAUAUUAUUGCCGGAUCCGCAUUCUAUCAUGAAGGCUAAGCUAGCUGUGUUUUCAAAUUGAGAAUCACGCAAAGUCGUCGCCUCCUCCACUACAAUACCAACUAAUAUCGAUAAGUCUAGGACCUCGACCCACCUUCAACAACGAUAACCAAAUGCAAAUCUUCAUAUUCGAUUCCGACAUCGGCGCUGGCCAAUUUAAGUUAUCUACUAACUAGCAAUAUUACUAUUAGAAGCCAAGCAUACUGAUUCCGACAAGUAUCUCAGUAUCAAAAGAGCUAUACAGCUUCAGCUCCGAAUCAAAGUGAUCCAUCAGCGACGUCUCUAUGGUUACAUUAGCAGUAGAAGUUCCUUGUAUCUUUUAACUAAAUUUUCCUGGAUAAAAACAUUGAUAGCAAGACAUUUCCAUCUAUUUUUUCCCGAUUGGAAUAUUGAAGUCGAUCAAAUUGAUUUUUGCCUCUCUGUACACCAACAAAAAUCUACAAAUAUGAGGAAAAAUAAUCGAGGACCUCGGGUAACAGGACAUUUCACUCAAAUUUCUUGGGAUUUUCACAUCAAGUUUUCGUCCUACGAAAACGGUCAACACAUUUGUUUUUACUGUUUCUCGUGGUGCCAGCACCUUGUCUCAUAUUUAUAUCAUGAUUGUGCAUAUUUUUCGAUGAAAUUUGCUUACAACUUGCAGGGAAUGCCAGAACGGAUAAAAGGGUCGUCUCAUCCUUUAUCGGACGAGAGUUGAAUAGAUAACACCCACCAUUCACAUCUUCACUAGAAGAGUGUACUUAAUACAUCACUGUCGAUGUGCAUAUUGUUGAUGAUCUUCACAUGAAGAUGUAGUUAAGAAACGACAACAUGAGAAUAGUUUGUCGUGUUCUUCAUCAUCUGGAGACCACGAGAUGAAGAUGUACUCCUUAAGAGCCUUGUUGAUGCUACUUCAUUACAAGCGAGAAGAAGCCUAAUUCUUCGUCCAUGUCCAUCAACUUUUUACUUUGAUGGCCUUCGUCUAUUUUUUCGGACUUCAAACUCGGACCAGAACACUUUAGUGAAGAUAGUUUGGAAGAAGUGCCUUGUUAUGCGAAACAAGCAUUUCACGCAGCAAGACCUACUCGUCUACACGCGCUUGACUGCCCAUAUUACGCCAGGAAGUUACUUACUUUCAUCGCAUUCUUGUUUGUUACUGGAGGCUCGGGAGGAUCUGUGUUAAGCAUGCAAUGAUCGUUCUUUAGUCAAGAGGGUUCGAUUUUUCUGUGCACGAAAUGGACCGAAAG